Molecule: messenger RNA, 840 nt
Organism: Heteronotia binoei (common prickly gecko)
Lineage: Eukaryota; Metazoa; Chordata; Lepidosauria; Squamata; Gekkonidae
Gene: RARRES2
Product: retinoic acid receptor responder 2
Exons: 5
Coding region: 152-628 (158 amino acids)
Biological process (GO): regulation of lipid catabolic process; inflammatory response
Molecular function (GO): signaling receptor binding
Source: RefSeq, a predicted model, not a curated record
AACACACCACCAUUGGUGGGGCAGAGGGGAGGGCGUGAGGCUGGGGCAGCUCUUGGGGGAAGAGGUUAAUGAGUGACCGAGAUCAGCGGAGAGGAGCCAGCUUGCGGCUGGUCUCAGGAGCAGACCGUGCGGCGGAACUGCAGAGAGGAGGAUGCAACAGCUGCUGGUGCUCUGCUGCUGGGGCCUCGUGGCCUUGGCCAGCGUGGCCCCCGAGCGCCUGCAGAACAGGACCCUGGAGAUGGUGCUGGACGAGUUCCACAACAGGAGCCGCAUCUAUUACGCCUUUAAGCAGCAAGCCGUGGUGCCGAGCGUGGAGAGGCUCCAGAUGGGGACCUUCGUCCAGCUGGAAGUCGAUCUCGUUCAGACGGUUUGCUUGAAACAGCUACGAGGGACGCAGAACUGCCAGAUGAAGCCAGGCGGGAGGAAGCAGAAGUGUCUGGCUUGCUUCAAAUUCAACCCCAAUGGAGAGAUAUUGGACAAAUCGAUGCGGUGCCUGUCGCAGCAAGUGCCAAUCUUCCAGGAAGUGUGGAAGAAGCAGGAGCAGGAAUGCGAGAAUGUCAAGCUGACGGGGGAAGACCGCUACCGGCCCGGCGUCUUUGCCUUUAUCAGCCAGCUCCCGGAUGGGUGACUGAAGGGGCUCCCCCGGAGGGAAGGAGGCCGAGGGAGUCCUCUGAUGAGCCCCACACUCAACAACCUCUGCGGUGACUUCCGGCCCAAGAAAGCAGCAGCCCGGCAGAGCGGCUUCCACCCAGGGGGCUCAUCCCCACCCCAGAGGAGUCUGCCGCUUCCUCGGCCCAGCUUUCGGUCUCUAUGUCUGCAAUAAAGAUGCCACCCUCCCAA